This is a messenger RNA of Arctia plantaginis, 1689 nucleotides long. Lineage: Eukaryota; Metazoa; Arthropoda; Insecta; Lepidoptera; Erebidae. The record is from the annotation of a GenBank genome assembly.
AUGGAAGACACGAGUCUUCCGGUGAAGGCCAAUAACCAGAUCACUACAAUAUUAUUCACUAUCUGCAGUCAAAGGUCGCGUCAGUACAAAACGAAGUUAUCUCCCAUUUUUCCUUCAGUCGCCAUGAGUUCUAAGUGCUUGGUGUGUUUGCUUACCGUUUUUUGUCUCGCUCUUGUGUCAUGUAAGACUAUAUAUUUGGAAAUGAGCCCGCCUACAGACGAAGAGACAGCAUUUCUGAAGAAGUAUGGCUAUCUACGAGAGUUUAAGGUACCGGGAUCUGAUGCAGGCUAUAGUCUCAAUGAUAUAUCCGAAGCGCUGAAGAAGAUGCAAGCUUUCGCCGGGCUGUUGGAGACGGGGAUGCUCGACGCUGAGACAAAACAGCUUUUCAAAAAACGACGCUGUGGAGUAAGAGACAUAGAGCCGAAGAACACACACGCAGCGAGAAGGCGCCGGUACGUGUUGCAGCAAGGAUGGACGAAGCGCUCCAUAUCUUACAGAGUGAAGAAUGGCUCUAGCACGCUGGACAAGGCGCGAGUCGAGGAGCUGAUUGCUGAAGGUCUGGCAGUAUGGGCACCUCACGGCAAGUUACAAUUCCACAAGAAGGAAGGUGAGGGACGCGCUGAUAUUGAAGUUUCGUUUGCCGCAGGAUCUCAUGGUGACGGGUUCCCAUUUGACGGCCCUGGACGCGUGGUGGCUCACGCGUUUCCUCCACCUCACGGGGCAAUGCACUUCGACGACGACGAAAUUUGGGGUGACAACCCUGAAGAAGACGAUGAUGACGUCACUGACUUCUUCGCGGUAGCUGUUCACGAGAUAGGGCACGCUCUAGGGAUGGCACACUCCAACGUUAAGACAUCUGUCAUGUAUCCUUACUACCAGGUGCCUAUAGAGCGGCUUUAUACGGAUGAUAUUCUCGGCAUGCAGGAAUUGUAUUUAAAUGAAAAACAAGAAGAAGAAGAGAAGCCUGAAGAGAUAACAGAAAGCCCGACGGUAUCCCGCUCUUCGCUGGUGCCAGGAUUCACGAUGCCCAACAGUGAGGAUGCCGACGAGAAUUACAUACCAGACUUGUGCAUGGCCAAUUACGACACACUGCAAGUUCUGCAAGGCAAAAUCUUUGUGUUCGAAGAAGAGUGGGUGUGGGUACUUCGCGACAAACACAAGAUCGAAGAAGGCUACCCAAAAUUAUUUAUCGACGUGUUUAGAGGUCUCCCUGCCGAUGUUACGAUGAUCAAGACAAUUUAUGAAAAACAAAAUGGAAACAUCGUAAUUUUCUCAGAACACAAUUUGUUCGAGUUCGACCCCUCCUUUCAAAUAAUUCGAUCAGGCUUUAUAUCAGAAUAUCAAAUACCUGAUGAUGUCUCCGAGCUGACGUCAGUGUUCGUGUCAAAUUACAACAAUAAAACGUACCUGCUAGAGGAAGAGAGGUUCUGGCGUUUUGAUGAAACCAACAUGACUAUGGACGCAGGUUACCCUAAGGAUAUGUCCGCGUGGAGAAAUGUCCCGUAUCCUGUUAACGCUGCUAUUGUUUGGAAAGGAGACACUUUCUUCUUCCAAGGUCCUCGGUACUGGCGGUUCGACAACACGCUGGUUGAAGCCCACAGGUACUACCCGCUACCCACGGCGCCGAUCUGGUUCAAAUGCGAAGCGACGCCAGAAAUGACCCGCUAUAUCACAAAUGACGGACCGUAA